AAAGCCAAGCAAGCAAUUUUCUGCGUGCGAUCACCGAUGGUUUGGGUUCGUUUGUAAAUGGAUAGUGAUUCGUUAUUUCGUUCGCAAUUAUUAACCGCAAGCAAAUGACCAGUUGCUAAUUGUUUUCGCAAAAACAUCUGUUUUAUGAUUUUGUUGAAGUUUCUGCCUGUGGCGUUGUUACUGCACAGGCAAGUUUUGGCAAAAGUUCCCAUAAUGGAUGUAAUCAGGCAAUGGCAGAGUAUAGCUUGGUGCAAACCAGACUGGUGUUUCCCCAGCAUGAGUAAGGAGACGAAUGAGCUGUUACGUCAGUGCGCUAACCUGCCCAAAUUGGAGUUGUCCGAUGACGUCGAAGAGAUUAUCAAGAAGAGCAAGGCUUUUCCCAUACCGUUUCCUAUUGAGACUAUAAGACUAGAGAGACUCAAAAUGCGCAGACCGAUCGAAAGACUGAAGAAAAACAUAGCGUCAACCUAUCCUGUCAUACAUGAGAGGGUACUGCUGUUGAUGACACAUUUUCUCAUUUACAAAAGAGAGUUCGGUUCGAGCAUAGAGAAGGCCUUCUACAAAGACAUGACCGUGCCAGAACUGAUCGACAGGCUACUGAAGAAGCGAGCGGCUGUCUUCAUGGGCCCAGAGGAUACCUACAAAUUGGUGACUGGACAAGAAAGCGAAGACGGCUGGGAAUCAGUGGGCACAUUACAACAGAAGCCACCGCUACUCCUAGAAAACUGUCUAAGCUACGAUGAGAUGAAGUUAUCAGCCUUUGUAUAUGUUAGCAGCCCUACGGAAUGCAUCAACAAUGGAUCCAGGCAUAAUGAAGGGGUUGAGAGCGAUGAUGAUGCGGAGACACACGCUGUUAUUGUGGGUCAAAUAGGCGCUCGUUUCGAGCGUACCAACCGUAUGGAUUACGAGGAUAUCGUAAUAACUGAACAGCAGAACCGCCUUGAGAAUGGUUAUGGUGAAGAGGUCACGCCUACAACUUGCCUCAAUGUACUGAAGACUACUUACGUGCGAAAUAACCAGUCGGCCAGGCAUAUGUGGCGGCAAAUGUGGGCAGAAUUCUAUCAGGUGCACAGCGUAACCUACGAAGAACUAAUCUCAUACGUAACAAUAGAAACGAAAUCGGAAGAGAAGCAAUACACAGACCGGUACAUACCAAUCGGCGAUACAGUAGUGUUCGACAAUGAAGUAUACUAUAAGCGGAUAAGCGUGCUAGCGGAGAGCGCGCUGCUUGAAGCGGAGCACAGGGCCAAGGAAGCGGAGAAGGACGCGUUUGUGAAUGUGAUUGGAUGUGGUCUUGGCGUUUGGUCACUAUCUCGCCACCAAAACGACGUAUACAUCCUAACGUUCCUCGAACGAAUCCGCUCUUUCCUCAAAAAGGACCUUCUGAACCACGUAUCCGACGUCAAUUUCGCGUACAUACGUCCCAGCAGUGGGAUUGUGAACCUAUUCAGCGUGGAGAAGAGGAUAUUCUUGGAGAGUAAAAGACAUCCUAGAGGUGGGAUUAAUGUUCAGCUGGAGAAUCGGGAGCCGUCUGCCAAGUUGACGGGAGAACAUGAAGGGAAGUUGUUGGUGAUGAAUUACCCGUGGGACGGGAAUGCGCUUCCUGGGAAUGAGUUUUGGCUAGGCAGUCUGUCCGGCUCAGGCGAUCCGGCCACCGCAUCCUCAACCCAAGUGUCCGAACUCCACAACCCGCACAUCAACCCGUUCGUAACCGGACACAACACAAGGGUAGUCGGCAAACACGGCAUGAAGACGCUGUCCGAAUACUGUGCUAGUUAUACGUAGAAGAAAUAGUCGGUCUGGGUGAGUUUUUGUCAUUGUAUUUUGGACUUUAUUAAGAUGGAAUAAGGUUCAAUAUGAGUUUUACAGUCGACAGCACAUCAACCUAUACAUUUUUGUUGCAAAAUAGCCUGUAUUACAACGAGAUAAGACGCCACUGUGUUUAGGUUGAUGUGCUGUCCGUACAUAUAAGUAAAGAAUCCUGCUUGGAUUUUUGCAUUUUUGCCACCGUAUGUUGAACUUUAUUAAGAUGGAAUAAUGUUCAAAAUAUGUUUCAAGAGUUAAAUAAUAAAAUUACAGAAGUGAAGUAAGACGCUGUCCGAAUACUGUGCUAGUUAUACGUAGAAGAAGAAAUAGUCGGUCUGGGUGAGUUUUUGCUACUGUAUUUUGGACUUUAUUAACAUGGGGUACGGUUCAAAAUAUGUUUCCAGAGUUAAAUAAUAAAAUUACAGAAGUGUGAGGGUCGGUAAGCAAGGUAUGAAGACGCUGUCCGAAUACUGUGCUAGUUAUACGUAGAAGAAAUUGUCGGUCUGGGUGAGUUGUUGCCACUGUAUUUUGGACUUUAUUGAGAUGGAAUAAGAUUCAAAAUACGUUUUUAAAGGUAAAAUAAUAGAAUUCAGAAGUACGGUGAUCGAUAAGCAUGGUAUGAAGACGCUGUCCGAAUACUGUGCCAGUUAUACGUAGAAGAAGAAAUAGUCGGUCAGGGUGAGUUUUUGCUACUGUAUUUUGGACUUUGUUAAGACGGAGUAAGGUUCAAUAUGAGUUGUACAUUAAAUUAAAGAAUCCUGCCUGGAUUUUUGCAUUUUUGCCACCGUAUGUUGAACUUUAUUAAGAUGGAAUAAUGUUCAAAAUAUGUUUCAAGAGUUAAAUAAUAAAAUUACAGAAGCGAUGUAAGCAAGGUAUGGAGACGCUGUCCGAAUACUGUGCUAGUUAUACGUAGGAUUGUAUAACUUGUAGGUCUGGGUGAGUUUUUGCCAUUGUAUUUUGAAUUUUAUUCAGUCGAAAUAAGGCCCAAAAUAUGUUUAUUGUGGGGGAAAAUAGUUACAGAAUUAUCGGUCUGUAAUUUUGCCAGCGUAUUUUGAACUUUAUUUAGACGAGAUAAAGUCUAAAAUAUAAAAGCUAAAUAUAGUAAUAUAACGCUGUCCGAAUACUACGCGAGGUACACGUAGAAUUAUAAAAUUGUCGGCCUGGAACUUUUGCCACCGUAUUUUGAACUUUAUUCAGACGGAAUACGGUCGAAAAUAUGUUUGAAAAUUUUAACUAAAAGCUUUUAAAAUUGUGAACGGUUUGGAGGGUUAAAGUACGGUUAGAUAGAAGCCUUCCCAUUAUACGUAAUAAAGUUUUAAUAAAAUUUGUUGCCAUUUGUUGACAAUUACUUUAAAUAAGGCAACUAUUUAAUCAUCAUUAUUUGCCACUGCAUUUUAAUCCUUAUUGCCUUACAUUGCUUCAUACAAUAUAUGAUACAGUCAGGCGUCAAAUAAUUUGUGACACCCAAAGUGGCCAGAAAGUUGAAAAUACUAUCUUAUUCCAUGGGAUGAUGACUGGGUAAUGAAAUCGAAAUUCUAUUUAGUCCGUCAGACAGAUAAUAAAAACAUUUUGGACACAAUGUUUUUAAUUUAUUUUUCAUAAUCGAAUAAUUACAGUAUUAUAGGUAUUGAGUUGAAAUGUCGCGUGACGUCACUUUUGAGUAAAAAAUCUACUCAAGCGUGACGUAACGCGCCAUUUCAACUCGAUGUAGCACUUUUAUUAUUUAAUUAUGAAAGAAAAUGAAAAAUAUGAGUCUAAUAUUUUCUAAUUAUCUGUCUGACGGACAAAUAAUUGAAAUUUUGUCAUCUAGCCUAUUGUAAUAAAGACGUGUUGCGAACUUUUAGGCUACUUUAGGUGCCACGAACUAUUUGACGCUGACUGCACAUAAACCUAAGAAUUUCUCCAUUGCAUUUUGAAAUGUAUGCCCUUGCCUUAAGUUACAAAAUCAGUGUGCUGUCUAACAAAUAUACCCUACAUUGCAUGAGCUAUACUUUGACAUAGAAAUAAACAUAAAUGUGUAUGUGAGAAAUGCGAACAAUAAUGUAUCAAAAAUGAAAAAUAUAUAAACAUGUAUAGAUGUAUAUAGAAUGUGUAUAAAUAAAAAUGUAUGACUGAAAUAUGUAUUAAGUGACAAUAUAUUCUCAAAUCAAUUGUUGUAUGUAACAAGGUCUAUUAGGUUACAUAGUUAUUGUUAUAUUUUAAGUGGUUUUGUCCUUUAAUAUUGGCAAAGUACUGCAAGGAUCUAUAAUGCAUCUAAAUUACUACAACUCAGUGGCUGCA
Molecule: messenger RNA, 4086 nt
Organism: Ostrinia nubilalis (European corn borer)
Lineage: Eukaryota; Metazoa; Arthropoda; Insecta; Lepidoptera; Crambidae
Exons: 10
Coding region: 145-1785 (546 amino acids)
Source: RefSeq, a predicted model, not a curated record